Messenger RNA from Salvia splendens (bonfire salvia), 2997 nucleotides. Its product is annotated as putative late blight resistance protein homolog R1B-16. The transcript has 3 exons. Gene Ontology annotation, biological process: defense response to other organism. Gene Ontology annotation, molecular function: ADP binding. Lineage: Eukaryota; Viridiplantae; Streptophyta; Magnoliopsida; Lamiales; Lamiaceae. Bases 105 to 2729 code for a protein of 874 amino acids. The record is from RefSeq and is a predicted model, not a curated record.
UCUACCGGAUUAACGAUACAAGACUGGUUAACGAUUUUCAUAUCAAUAAUGGAUUGAAGUUGACUCAGUAGCUAGAGAGAGAGAGAGUGAGAAGGGAGAGAGAUAUGGCGGAUGCAGCAGUGGAAUUUCUGCUGAACAAUCUCAAAGAGCUACUGCUCUACCACUCGAAGCUAAUCACCGAAACCAGAAGCCAGAUCGUGAGCCUCGACAAGGAUCUCCGCGUCUUCAAAGCCUUCCUCAAAGACUCGGUGAAGAAGCGGAGAGAGGACGAGCACACCAAGGCUCUGGUGCAGAACAUCCGCGACGUCGUCUACGAGGUCGAAGAUGUCGUCGAUCUCUUCGUCACCAAAGCCAUCGAGAAGAAGGCCAAAGGCACUUCUCUCAAAUUCUGGAAGCCUUCCUACGAUCUCCACACCAUCGGCGGGAAGGUCGAGGAGGUUAAGAAGAAGGUGGAGCGAGCGAGGAUGGAUUUCGCCAACCUCACAAUCGAUCACGAAAACAGAUCUGAAAAACCGCAGAUUUGGCCAUUACGGGAAAGAGAUGUGGUGGGCUUCGUAGACGUGACAAACGACCUAAUACAUCGGCUGACUCAAGUAACUGACUAUUUGGAUGUCGUUUCUCUGACUGGCAUGUUUGGCCUUGGCAAGACGACAGUGGCGAGGAAGAUCUUCAAUGACCCAGCAAUCAUCUAUGAGUUCCCUAUCCGCAUAUGGCUUCAUAUUUCUCAAGAGUUCUCAAACAAGGAUGUUUUUCUAGCCAUUAUCAAAGCGUUCACCGCCAUAACUGAGGACAUACGUCAAAAAGAUGAGGAAGACCUACGUCGAGAUGUUGCUGAUCGUCUAGAGAAAGUAUGCUUUCUAAUUGUGAUGGAUGAUGUUUGGAAUACAGCUGAUUGGGACAGACUUCGCUUUGCCCUCCCUGAGAUAAAUAAAAACGGUAAAAUCUUGAUCACCAGUCGCAACGAGGAUGUUGGCAGCUAUGCUAGUUGCCCAAGACCUCCCAAGAAGUUGCGCUUCUUUAAUCAAGAUGAAAGUUGGGAGCUCCUCCGGUUGGAGGCACUUCGUGGCCAGGACUGCCCUUCUGACUUGGAAAGUGUCGGGCAAAUAAUUGCAAGAGAUUGUCAUGGAUUGCCUCUUUCAGUAGUAGUCAUAGGUGGAAUCCUUGCCACAAAGUAUUCGGCCUUGGACAAAAGUGUAACUAAAAAAGCAUGGGAGGAAAUGUCCACACAAGUGAGUGGAUUUCUUAAAGAAGAUCCCACCAAUCGCGUGAACAAAUUUAUAUCUUUGAGUUAUGAUAAACUGCCUUAUAACUUGCGUGCAUGCUUUCUCUAUCUGGGGGUAUUUCCAGAGGACUAUGAGAUUCCAGUGUCGAGAUUGAUUCGCAUGUGGAUUGGGGAAGGAUUCAUACAACAAAGUAAUGAUUCUAGCUUGGAGGAAACUGCGGAGAAGUACUUAAAGGAUCUUAUUAACAGAAACUUGGUCACAGUCGACAAGUUUAAGCCGGAUGGUAAGGUCAAGACAUGCAGGAUUCAUGAUACAUUGCGUGAAUUCUGUCGGACUGAAGCUGCAAAUGAGAAUGAAAACUUUUUCCAAGAAAUCAAGUCUAGAAAUGGAACUUUUGAUCCGAAUUUAGAGCAGUAUCGCCGUAUUUCUAUUCAUACCAAUUGCUUGAAGUUUAUCCGUUCAAAACCUGCUGGCCAUCGUGUUCGGUCAUUUGUUUGUUUUUCCAAAGAUGGAUUCAUCUUGCCCCCAGAGAGCGUUCCACACAUGCUUGGAGCUUUUGAAUUGCUCAGGGUUUUAGAUGUCAAACCCAUCAAACUCACCAAAAUUACCAGUCACAUGUAUGAAUUGAUUCAUGUGAGGUACAUUGCCUUGUCAUUGGACAUGCCAACUCUUCCUUCAAAAUUCAGCGAGCUUUGGAACAUACAAACACUUAUAGUUGACACCACAUUGCGUGAGCUUGCAGUGAAAGCGGAUAUAUGGAAAUUGUCUCGGCUUAGGCAUUUCAAGACUAAUGCAUCAGCUACUUUGCCCAAGCCGGGCAAAGACAGCAAACACGGUGCAGAGCUUCAAACACUUGGCACGAUUUCUGUGAAGAAUUGCAAUACAGAGAUAUUUGAUAGGGCUUGCAAUUUAAAGAAAUUGGGCAUUCGUGGGGAGCUAGCCUUGCUUUUGGAAAGAAAGAUGGAAUCAUUUGAUGCCAUUGGAAAACUGAAGUAUCUUGAAAAGCUUAAGCUAAUGAAUGACGUGUAUCCUAGACCAGCUUCUGAAGGCGGACUGGAUUGCCUUCCUCAACCUUAUCAAUUCCCGUCUACACUUAAGAGCCUCACACUGAUCUCCACGUUCCUCCGUUGGGAUUCCAUGCAUAUCCUUGGGUUGCUAGAGAACCUUGAGAUUCUCAAGUUGAAAGAUAAGGCGUUCAUUGGGGACAUAUGGAAGGCGGUUGAUGGAGGUUUUCGCCAUCUUGAAUUCUUGCAAAUUGAAGAGACGGAUUUAGUUUGUUGGGAGGCUUCAUCCCAUCACUUCCCUAGAUUGAGAAGCCUUGUGCUCAAGAACUGUGAUAAGCUUAUCAAGAUUCCAAUUGCACUGGCCGAAGUAGAAACACUUCAAAUGUUGGAGAUGUACGUCUGUAAAUCUGCUGCUGCAUCUGCUAAGGACAUUCAGGUGAAGAGAAGUGCACAACCUGAAGGCUUUACAUUCAAGCUCUCAAUUUUCCCGCCUCCCGAAUGAAUGAUCAUUCUUGACAGGGGCUUGCUUGAAGAACUGCUGCCACAGUUCUACUGCAAAAUGUUGCAUCUUUUGGAGUAAUAAGUGGUGGGAAUACUUGAUUAUAUAUAUAUAUGAUGUAUGCUAUGCUAAACUGAAACCAUUGCAUGGUUGUAAUAUAAUUUGUUUGUCAGUAAAUGUGAAUACAUUUUCCUUUCCUAUUGAAGUUGAUUGAAGAUUGUUUUGUAAUUUAUUUGAAUACAAACCGAAUGAUUUGAUCUUCUUGUUUUCA